This is a messenger RNA of Caenorhabditis angaria, 334 nucleotides long. The record is from the annotation of a GenBank genome assembly. NCBI's taxonomy places the organism in Eukaryota, Metazoa, Nematoda, Chromadorea, Rhabditida, Rhabditidae.
AUGUUUUUGCUGUUUCAAAUUUUGGUGACGAUUUUAUUCCUUUUUUCACCGGUGAAUUGCAACUAUAACUACACUUCUGGACAAGUUGAAGCAUACAGGAAUUUUCUGAAUGAGCAAUCGAGAUUGGUUUCGGAUUUAUUCAAGAAUUAUGAUCCGGAUGUUAGUGGGCUCUAUACUUUGAGUAAGUUUGGAACAAAACUCCUGACUUAUUAGAAGUCUCAAAAUCCUAAUUCCAGGAAGUUCUAAUUUCAUAAAUCAAUCCGACUAUGAACAUCCCCCAAAAAAUGCAACUAAACUUCCAAUGCAACAUGAUGAAACUAAUAGAUGUCGUUGA